Messenger RNA from Pseudozyma hubeiensis SY62, 336 nucleotides. RefSeq names its product prefoldin subunit 6. Gene Ontology annotation, molecular function: protein-folding chaperone binding. The record is from RefSeq and is a predicted model, not a curated record. Gene Ontology annotation, cellular component: prefoldin complex; cytoplasm. The transcript has 3 exons. Gene Ontology annotation, biological process: protein folding; chaperone-mediated protein complex assembly. Lineage: Eukaryota; Fungi; Basidiomycota; Ustilaginomycetes; Ustilaginales; Ustilaginaceae. Bases 1 to 336 code for a protein of 111 amino acids.
AUGGAGGCAGCAAUAACACAAUACCAAAAGCUGCAAGCUUCAUUCCAAACAGCUGUCGAGGCACGGCAACAGCUCGACUCGCAGCUGCGCGAAAACGAGCAGGUCGCCAAAGAGUUCAGCAGGCUAAAGCAAGACAACCAGGUGUACAAGCUCAUCGGACCCGUGCUGGUCAAGCAGGAUCAGGUGGAAGCAAAGACCAACGUGGACAAGCGCAUCGAGUUCAUCAAGGGCGAAAUAUCGUGGCACUUCAAAGCAAGGCUCAGCAAGAGGCAGCAACAUCGACUACAUCAGCAGUCGCAGCUUGAAACUUUGCGUCGAUGUAUAUUUGUACACUAG